GCCAAUUCACUUGGUGAUUUUCGAAGAAGACGAGGAGUACUCUACUCCACGCCCAACAAAGAAGUCCAGGAGUCAGAUUUUUGAAGAGGUGGUUGGUAGCUCCAAAGAGAAGAAAAACGAAUUAAUUGUCAAAGAGAAGACAACAGAAUUAGUUGUCAAAGAUAAGACAACAGAAUUAAUUGUCAAAGAGAAGGCAACACUUGAUUUAGGGUCCAAAGAGAAGACAACACUGAAGUUAACGGCCAAGGGAAAUUCAUGCUCAAAUAAGUUGGAGUCGAAAUCGAAGUCGAAGAACUCUAAGACGGCCAAAGAGAUGGUAGGUAGUUGUGAUCGUAAAACUGAAGAAUCAGCCGCCAAAAGUAAGAAGCAAAAUUUGGCAGACGACACAAUUCAAGGUCUUGGCCCAUCAUGCAAUUAUUUGAAGUUUAUCAUCAAUACGGCGCCCGGUGAUGUAUAUAAAAAUACUUCAAUCCCAUUGCCCGCUUCGGUUUGGCAUUAUGACGAAGAUCGACAAACUUAUGUAAAUGAGGUUGACGUUGAAGAGUUCCUUAGAGGGGCGUGCCUCAACAUUUCAGUGAUCCAAGUCUAUAUGAUGUGUUUAUUCCACGAACACACCUUUGCAUUUGACAACUCUCAGAUUGGGUUUGUUUGUCCCGAGGCAAUGUCAAGCUCUAGAAUCAAGGCCAACCCUCAGGCUGCAUCAAUGUAUUUGAAAGUAGUUUUCAAUGCUGAAAUUGAAAAGGAGAAGAAGGGUGAUCCUAACAUUACCAAGUGGUUUUUGAUCCCAUACAAUCAAGAGUAA
Molecule: messenger RNA, 802 nt
Organism: Spinacia oleracea (spinach)
Lineage: Eukaryota; Viridiplantae; Streptophyta; Magnoliopsida; Caryophyllales; Amaranthaceae
Exons: 4
Coding region: 314-802 (162 amino acids)
Source: RefSeq, a predicted model, not a curated record